Colletotrichum orchidophilum is the source of this 987-nucleotide messenger RNA. Its product is annotated as dihydrodipicolinate synthase. Bases 1 to 987 code for a protein of 328 amino acids. The record is from RefSeq and is a predicted model, not a curated record. Lineage: Eukaryota; Fungi; Ascomycota; Sordariomycetes; Glomerellales; Glomerellaceae. The transcript has a single exon. Gene Ontology annotation, molecular function: 4-hydroxy-tetrahydrodipicolinate synthase activity.
AUGCCUUCCAGCACCAUCGCACCCAAGUCAAAGCCCCUCCCGCAGGGGGUCUACACCCCCGUCGUCACAAUCUACAAAGCCGGCGAUCCUCUGCAACCCGUGGACCAUGACGCACUAUACAAGCAAUGCCAGGCCUUGGUUCGUGCCGGGAUGCACGGCCUCGUCUAUCUGGGCACCAACGGCGAACUCGCCCUUCUCACGGCGGACGAGCGCAAAGCGAUUGUCGAGACGGCGGUGCGCGCAGUCAGAGACCUCCAGAAGCCAGACUACCCCAUCGUGGCCGGCAUAUCGGCAGAGUCGACCCGCGAAGCCAUCCUCAACGCCAAAGACGCCGGCGCCGCGGGCGCGAAUUUCGGUCUGUUGCUGCCGCCCAGCUACUGGGCCAAGGCCCUGUCCAACGAUGCGAUAUUGGGGUUCUACCGGGACGUUGCGGAUAAUUCUCCCAUCCCGAUCGUCAUCUACAAUUUUCCCGGCGUCACGUCCGGCGUGGAUCUCGAUUCGGACCAGUUGACCGCCUUGGCGUCGCACCCCAAUAUCGUGGCCGUCAAGUUGACCUGCGGCAACGUCGGCAAGGUGACUCGUUUGACCAGCAAGUUUACGCAUGAACAGUUUGGGGUUUUUGGUGGCAGCAGCGACUAUCUCCUUCCUACGCUACAGGCUGGAGGCAGUGGCUGCGUGACGGGCAUGGGAAACAUCUUUCCAGGUUCGACAUCGGCCGUAUUCGACUUGUGGAAGGCCGGAAAGGCCGAUGAGGCCCUCAAGCUGCAGUACGACGUGGCGAAUGCGGAGUGGGCUUGUAAAAAGGGCAUCGCCUUGACAAAGUACGGUGCUUGGCACUUCCUCGGUCGGGACAUUGGGAUUACUGAUGAAUCAUCCUGGGAGAUGAGACGGCCGUAUCUACCGCUCGGUGAGGCGACGAAGAAAUGGGCUGUGGAGACACUGGGUGUACUUGGGGAGACGGAGAAGCAAAGAUCGUGGAGCAAAUAG